CAGGCAGUGUAUCAUUCGUCUCUUCGUUGCAGACGCGGCAUCUCUUUCAGUCAUGAAGGUCUCCGUAGCCAUCGUCGUCUGCAUGGUCGCCGUCCUCAUCAUGCCGCAAGUCGGCGAAGCCAAGCUGGGCCUCGCCUUGGCGCCCUUCGUGUGGGCGGCGAACCUGGCCAAGGAUGCGGCGCUGACUCUGGUUGCCUACAAGCUGUCUCUGGCCACCAAAGCGCUCACGAUGGUCACCGGUAAACAUUCCACCCGGGCCGCCAUCUCCUAUGAUUCUCAGCUCAAGCGAUACUAUGAUGCCGAAGCGGCCGUUGAGGACGGCGCAGACCGGAGCCGUCUGAAGAGUGCCGCGUCCGUUACGGCUUCUCCGAAUGUUGUCCGUGGCACAGAUGAGUGGCUGGCCAGAGUGACCAAGCCAGUGAUCCAGUUUUCCACGCUACCGCCGAUGCCCGAGGUUGCAGUUCCUGAAAUGCCAAAGAUUGCGGUGCCCAAACUGGCUGUCCCUAAGAUUGUCUUGACCAAGGUUGCUAUUCCCCACGUCGUGCAGUCGAAGGCUGAGUUGCUGGGCAAGAAGUUCAACAAGCUGGCGAGCAAGUCUCCCGCUGUUCUCGGAGGACCGAAAUACGCCGACGGCUACAUUAAUGGCGGAUUCCGCAUCGGCAGCUCAACUGACCCAUUCGGUGACUCCAAGCUUAGUUCCGGUACCCAGACCACGCCAAUCUCCCCCGUUGAUCCCCGAUUUGUCACCAUCCUGUACAGAUCCGGGAAGGUCGAGCAAAAUGAGACCAUCGAUGAGGCACCCAUCCACAACAGCCGUCCAGUCCGCUCCGUCGACGCCGGUGGGACGGGCCGGUACUUCCGGUUCAUUCAGUCCAACGACGCAGGGCGCUGCAUCGCGCUGAUGGUGUGCUCAAUGGCCGCGCAUCCGCAGGAGUUCGGUGCGUAUGGGCGCGAGGUCGUCCGAUUCUUCGACGAUGCCGAGCCUUCAGCAUUGUCCCCCAUGAGGCCCUACAAGGAAGCAUCGAGGAUUGGCCGCAGUGGUGAUUCCUGCCGGUCGCGGUAUCCUUCUUGCCAGGUGGAUCCCAAGUACCUGGCCCAGCUCGGUGAAUCCCAUGUCGUGUACACGUAGAGUGCAGCUAGCCCGGUGUCGCCGCCUUCGUCCAUGUAUAUAUUUCAGCCUCAUGUACAUAAAUACUUCGCCAUAGCUCCCCGAUUGCGUAUUUUGUGAGGUACAAAGUUGUAAAUAUUGUAAAUAAAACUUUAUUUAUAUUUA
Molecule: messenger RNA, 1273 nt
Organism: Dermacentor albipictus
Lineage: Eukaryota; Metazoa; Arthropoda; Arachnida; Ixodida; Ixodidae
Source: RefSeq, a predicted model, not a curated record